Messenger RNA from Pyricularia pennisetigena, 453 nucleotides. RefSeq lists its product as uncharacterized. Gene Ontology annotation, cellular component: P-body; RNA polymerase II, core complex. Bases 1 to 453 code for a protein of 150 amino acids. The record is from RefSeq and is a predicted model, not a curated record. Gene Ontology annotation, biological process: nuclear-transcribed mRNA catabolic process, deadenylation-dependent decay; transcription initiation at RNA polymerase II promoter; positive regulation of translational initiation. Lineage: Eukaryota; Fungi; Ascomycota; Sordariomycetes; Magnaporthales; Pyriculariaceae. Gene Ontology annotation, molecular function: nucleotide binding; translation initiation factor binding. The transcript has 3 exons.
AUGCCUCCCAAAAAGCAGAGCGGCCCAGCCGUGCCCAAGAUGAUCUCGCGCCCGAAGCCGCCGCCACCGGGCGAGGAGAUCGCAUCGGACGAGCUCCACCUGGGCGAGUUCGACGGCGUCGAGACCUUGAGCUACUCGGAAGCGGAGCUGGUGCUGGAGGCGCUGGAGAAGAAAAGGCGGAAGGAGAAGCGCUACCAUGAGACAGAGGUUCUUCAAAAGACACGCGAUCACCUCUCACUGUUCCGGCGCUUCAAGACGGCCGAGAACGUUCAGGCUGCCGAGCGGCUGCUGUCUGCCAGGCCGGAAUUGCACAAGUUUGAGCGUGCUCAGAUCGCUUCACUGGUCCCUGAGAAUAGCGACGAGGCCAAGAAGCUUAUCCCGUCACUCAAGGAUAAGUUUGACGACCAUGACCUGGAAGAUUUGCUUCAAGAGCUUUCCAAGUUCUGCGAUUGA